Molecule: messenger RNA, 453 nt
Organism: Fraxinus pennsylvanica
Lineage: Eukaryota; Viridiplantae; Streptophyta; Magnoliopsida; Lamiales; Oleaceae
Source: the annotation of a GenBank genome assembly
AUGGCUGCAAGGAGGCUGUGCAUUGCAUUAGCUCUCCUCCUCCUGUUUGUCUCCAUGGAAAUCAAAACCAUUUUAGCCCCAGGCAGUGGCAAUUGCAACGGCAACCAGGGCAACAACAACGGCAAUGGCAAUGGUAAUGGUAAUGAGGGCAAUGGCAAUGAAAUAGCAACCGAGGCAAUAACAAUGGGAGAAAGCCUAUAUGCAAUGGCUUUGGUUCUCUAUGUUACGAUCCACCUUUUGUUGGAGGUGUCGUGUUCUACUUCCACGGAGCAAAAGGACAUGAUUUCGCCUUUGAAUAAGACGAAAACCUUCAUAUCAAUGCACGCUUCAUCGGUACUAGGCGGGCAGGGAGGACACGAGACUUCACAUGGGUUCAAGCCCUCUCAAUCAUGCUUGACGCUCACACUCUUGUCAUUGCAACCAAGAGAAUCCCACAUUGGGAUGACAAUAUAG